UUCAUCACCGGGAGGACAUUUAAAACGAACCCCCACCGGGACCGCUCGCUGAACGGAUGUUAAAUCUCAUAAUUUCAUUGGAGGUCAUUUAAACCUGAACUCCCCCUUCUCAUUGGGAUCUAGAAAAGAGAAUAUUUGAUUCGUGGAUAUUUAGUCGGACAAAUCUAACCGCAAUGUAACGGCAUUUUUAGAGUGGUGCGCUGUCGUUCUAAGAGUGGGUGUCCGUUAUUGUUCGAUGAGAUGUGAGAGAGUUGUCGUGAUUUCUGCUGCAGUCCUGCUGUUCUACAUCCGCUGUAGAAGGAACAAUAGCCUACAAUCUGUGGGUGAAUAGGUAGUUUGGUGGUGCAACCGCUAGGUUUCAGAGGAUAAGUGUUCACGUUGCAAAAUGAGACUUGGCUACAUUCACACAUAGUUUGGAGCAGAAUAUGGAUUUUUCUGUCGUCCUGGCUAAGAGUUGGGAAUGCGGUAAUGGAGAACUGGAAUAAUCCAAUAUAGCCUAACCGCUCAUGGCUGGAAUAAACGAAUAGACCCGAGGGAACGAGAAUGUUGGCGGCCCUGGAAAUUGUAGCCUGCAACACCGUAAAUCAAUCAACGACCGACUGAGUAAACUAAUUAUUGCUGAUUUGACUGUGGCGUCGGUCGACGGUAGCCUACCCUAAAACAAACCGUCAAUAACGGAUAAUCGAUAUUUGAAUUGAUGACGGAAUCACAUCGAUGAUAACAACCCACUCGGCGCACUGCACUCCUCCACGUUCAGAAGAGAAUCAUAUCCUCUGCGUGGGCGUUGUAAGCAGUGUUGUUGACCGGGAGAGGACACAUCAUAUUUCGGUCUGACAGAUUGGUAGUGACACCGGCGGGGUCUGUGUGUGAGAGGAUGGCAGCGGUAGUAAACUACUCUCCCCCAUGGUGGGUCAACCUGCUCCACCGCCUCCCCCACUUCAACCUGCAGUUUGAGACGGUCAGCAGCGACUUCAGACCCGAGGACUCAGAGUACCAGAAGUCGGUGCUGUUGCUAGGCGGAAUAGCGUUGGUGUGUCUGGCUCUGGACCUCCUCUUCCUCCUCUUCUACUCUUUCUGGCUGUGCUGCCGAAGACGCAAGAACCAUGACGACACACACUCUCACUCACACACACACCAGCCCCCCAACCCUGACUGCUGCUGUACCGCCUGGUGUGUCAUCAUCGCCACACUCGUCUGCAGUGCCGGCAUUGCCGUGGGUUUCUAUGGAAACGGGGAGUCAUGUGACGGAGCCAACCGCCUGGCAUAUUCUCUUCGGCACGCCAACCGCACCGUGGCAGGGAUCGACAAACUGGUGACGGACAGUGCCCUGUCUCUGAACCAGACAGUGGAGGGAGGUCUGGUCCAGUUGGAGACGGUCUACUCUGAACAGACUGACUAUGUGUCCAUCGUCCAGAAGCUCCAGGGUCAGCUGGAUGAGCUUGUCAGACUCAUGGUGGACAUCCCCUUCUGGAGUAACUCUGAUAUCUCCCUAGAAGACCUGGCCUUCCAGACUGAAGUCUUUGACUGGUACAGGUGGCUGGUAUACCUGACUCUGCUCCUGUUUGAUGUUCUGAUCUGUCUGCUGGUUCUGUUCGGACUCAUACGCAACUCUAAAGGCACUCUGAUUGGGGUGUGUUUGUUGGGUGUUCUGACUCUCAUCAUCAGCUGGGGGUCUCUGGGACUGGAGCUGGCAGCUGCCGCG
Molecule: messenger RNA, 1702 nt
Organism: Salvelinus namaycush (lake trout)
Lineage: Eukaryota; Metazoa; Chordata; Actinopteri; Salmoniformes; Salmonidae
Product: protein tweety homolog 3-like
Exons: 6
Cellular component (GO): plasma membrane
Molecular function (GO): volume-sensitive chloride channel activity; intracellularly calcium-gated chloride channel activity
Source: RefSeq, a predicted model, not a curated record